Molecule: messenger RNA, 1561 nt
Organism: Jaculus jaculus (lesser Egyptian jerboa)
Lineage: Eukaryota; Metazoa; Chordata; Mammalia; Rodentia; Dipodidae
Gene: Tubd1
Product: tubulin delta 1
Exons: 9
Coding region: 115-1476 (453 amino acids)
Biological process (GO): mitotic cell cycle; microtubule cytoskeleton organization
Cellular component (GO): microtubule; cytoplasm
Molecular function (GO): structural constituent of cytoskeleton; GTP binding
Source: RefSeq, a predicted model, not a curated record
AGAAACCGCGCGGCCCGAGACCUGUCAGUGAGUGUGGGGUUCACCGGGGCAUCCUAGGACCCGUGGGUUACUCCCCUGGCUUUUUGAGGGAACAGGACUAGUUUGUUGUUCAGCAUGUCAAUAGUAACCGUGCAGCUUGGCCAGUGUGGCAACCAGAUCGGUUUUGAAGUGUUUGAUACUUUAUUCACGGACUCACACAGCUCCCAGGGACUCUGCUCUAAGAGAGAGAAUGAGGCAUAUCAAGCAUCGUGCCAAGAAAGAUUCUUCAGGGAGGAGGAAAGUGGAGUUCUAGUUGCCAGGGCUGUUCUUGUCGAUAUGGAACCCAAAGUUAUCAAUCAAACGCUAUCAAAGGCUGCUCAAUCUGGUCGAUGGAAAUAUGGUCAGCAUUCAUGCUUCUGUCAAAAACAAGGUUCUGGUAACAACUGGGCUUAUGGUUACUCUGUGCAUGGACCAAGGCAUGAAGCAUCUAUAAUGAACCUCACCCGGAAGGAAGUGGAGAGAUGUGACUCUUUGAGAGGUUUCUUCAUCAUAAUGAGCAUGGCUGGUGGCACAGGAUCUGGGCUCGGGGCCUUCAUUACACAGAAUUUACAAGAUCAAUACUCCAACUCUUUGAGAAUGAAUCAGGUUAUAUGGCCUUAUGGAACUGGUGAGGUUAUCGUUCAGAACUACAACUCCAUUUUGACUCUUUCUCACUUGUACCGGUCUUCAGAUGCCCUCCUUGUCCACGAGAACGAUGCUGUCCAUAAGAUCUGUGCAAAAUUGAUGAAUAUCAAGCACAUCUCCUUUAGCGACAUGAACCAGGUGCUGGCCCAUCAGCUGGGAAGUGUCUUCCAGCCUACUUACGCUGGGGAAGGCUCUUUUCGCUACAGAAGAAAUCCACUAGGAGACUUAAUGGAGCAUUUAGUCCCUCAUCCUGAAUUCAAAAUGCUGGGUGUUCGUAACAUUCCUCAGAUGUCUGAGAAUUCACUGGCAUACAGCACGUUUACUUGGGCGGGCCUCCUCAAGCAUUUGAGACAGAUGCUUAUUUCUAAUGCCAAAAUGGAAGAAGGCAUGGACUGGAAGGUGCGGCCCCCUCGGUCAGGACUUCCACCCCUGGGCAGCAUAUCUGCCAACAAGGAGCUUCACUUUAACACUUCUAUCGCUAACCUGCUCGUCCUUCGUGGGAAAGAUGUGCAAAGUGCAGAUUCGGAAGGGUUUAAAGAUCCUGCUCUCUACACUUCCUGGAUGGAGCCGGCUCAUGCUUUCAGCAUGUGGAAAACCCAGCGAGCCUUUAACAAAUAUGAGAAGUCUGCAGCAUUGGUUAGCAAUAGCCAGUUCUUGGUAAAGCCACUUGACAUGAUUGUGGGCAAAGCAUGGAAUAUGUUUGCUUCAAAAGCCUACAUUCAUCAGUACACGAAGUUUGGCAUUGAGGAAGAAGACUUUUUGGACAGUUUCACAUUGUUAGAGCAAGUUGUUGCCAGUUACAGUAGCCUCUGAUCCUGAACAAAGGGGGAAAGUAACUUACAUUUUUGGACUAAAAUAUUUUCUUUCUUUUUAAGAUUUAUUUUUAUUUAUUUAUUUA